Medioppia subpectinata is the source of this 952-nucleotide messenger RNA. The record is from the annotation of a GenBank genome assembly. Lineage: Eukaryota; Metazoa; Arthropoda; Arachnida; Sarcoptiformes; Oppiidae.
GUGUUCACUAAAUAAUUAAUUGAUUUGACAUAAAUUGUCAUCACUUUAUAACUUGUGACUAAACUUGUAAUUAAUUAUUUAAUGUAAAACAUCAUUAAUAUUCAUUAUGUUGAUACUUAACAAAUAACAGUAUUGAUAGGAAAUUAGGAUUAGAAAGCAAGUGAUUUCGGGAGCCUUGAAAAUAUCCAAAUCAUAGUCUGUUUCCAACGCUUGCAGUGAUUGUUAUCAAACAUUAAGACGGGAGUCAUAAUUAAGGACAUAUUGUGUCUCUAUAUAUAUGUGAAAAGAUGAGUGAAUCGGAAGCAAAAAACCCAACAUUCAAACUAGUGUUUAUCGGUGACAGCGGUGUCGGCAAAACAAGUCUCGUCGAGCGGACGGUUAGGAAUUGUUUCAAUGAGAGCACCGAUAGUACAAUAGGCGCAGCCUUUCAACGAUUUGCGCUCAAAGCCAAUGAUAACAUUACUGUCACGUAUAAUAUAUGGGACACUGCGGGACAGGAAAGGUAUCGAUCUCUGGGACCCAUUUAUUAUCGGGGAUCAGAUGCCGCUAUUCUUGUCUACGACAUCACAAAUAGUGCCAGUUUUGAAAACAUUGAGUUUUGGAUUUAUAGUUUAAAAAGUGUUUUGGGAUCUCAUAUUGUCAUGGCUUUAGUCGGAAAUAAAUCGGAUUUAGAGCACAGAAGAGUCGUUGACUAUAAAGAGGCCAAACAUUUUGCCAAUAAAAAUGAUCUCAUAUUUAUGGAGACGUCGGCUAAAACUGCGCUAAACAUUGAUCUUAUAUUAAAGAAAUUGUCUCAAGAAUUAAUUAAACGAAAGAAAUGUGGGGAUAAUGUGGACGAACGUGGUAUUCGGCUUAAGCUCAACAAACACAAUAAGCUCAGUAUUAAGAGAAAGUGCUGCUAAUCAUCGGCAAGUUUUUUCUUCUUCAUUGUAUUUUCAACAUUCAAUCGAUG